Drosophila guanche is the source of this 475-nucleotide messenger RNA. Its product is annotated as larval cuticle protein 65Ag1-like. Lineage: Eukaryota; Metazoa; Arthropoda; Insecta; Diptera; Drosophilidae. The coding region runs from base 60 to 389 and encodes 109 amino acids. Gene Ontology annotation, molecular function: structural constituent of chitin-based larval cuticle. The transcript is spliced from 2 exons. Gene Ontology annotation, cellular component: chitin-based extracellular matrix. The record is from RefSeq and is a predicted model, not a curated record.
AGCCGCUCGGUCGCAAGUUCAACUCGAAUCAAAACCAAAAUUCAAAUCCAAUCUUCAGCAUGAAGUACACAAUUGCCCUCGUCUUUGCCGCCCUCUUCGCCGUGGUGCUGGCUGCGCCCGCACCCGAUGCAGAUGCUCAGAUCCUGCGCCUGGAAUCGGACGUCAGGCCCGAGGGCUACAACUUUGAUUUGGAGACCAGCGAUGGCAAGAAGCACCAGGAGGAGGGAGAGCUGAAGAAUGUCGGCACCGAGCAGGAGGCCAUCGUUGUCCGCGGCUCAUACUCCUUUGUGGCCGAUGAUGGACAGACCUACACCGUCAACUACAUUGCCGACGAGAAUGGUUUCCAGCCCGAGGGCGCUCAUCUGCCCAAUGUGCCAAUUGGCAACUAAAAGGGGAAGCGGGAACACAAACCGAGAGCUGUUCUAACUAUAAUGGUUUUAAGUUGAUUAUUAAAUAAAUGCGGCAAAAGAAACUC